UCCUUUGUCAUGCUUCCAAACUUUACAUUCCAAUGUCGUGAGGUCAACAAAAGCAUUCAAAGGAAUUUGUCGCGUGAAGUAAUUCGCAGCGAAAUUUCGCAAGACUUUUUCUCACUGGAGAUUGGGCAUUGUUUAUGACGUUGUUUGGUUGCAUGAUACGUGCAUGAUGAUUGCGGACAUGCAGUAGUAGUAAGAGCCGGUCGUCAUUCACUCGUUGGCAGGACAAGAGGGUUUUUUAAGUAUGGCACACCAGUUUGAGGAAAGCUCUUCGGUUGAAGUUAUUAAAGAUGAUUUUAAAAUCCGAGAUCUGUUUGAUUCCAAAAAGGAUUUGCUAUUAAAACAGAGCGAUGUCGACGUAUUGUAUAUUGUGAAUCUUGGCGAAGUAAUCAACAGAAUAGACUUGUUCAGGAAGUACUUGCCAAAUGUAGAACCAUUCUAUGCAGUGAAAUGCAACCCGGAUCCAGUGGUUUUGAAAUUGCUGGGAGCGAGUAACCUUGGAUUCGAUUGUGCCAGCAAAGAAGAAAUUAAGGCGGUAUUAAAAACGGGUGUCUUGCCAAACAAAAUCAUAUUUUCACACACAAUAAAAAAAAUCCCCCAUAUUCAAUUCGCCAAAAAGCACAAUAUCAGUAUUUUGACAUUUGACAGUGAAAGUGAACUGAAUAAAAUCAAAAUGAUAUACCAAGAUGCCAAAUUGGUCAUGAGAAUUUUUGUUGACAGUUCAAAAGCUGGAUAUCCGAUGGGUACCAAAUUUGGGGUCAAAGAGAGUUCAACUAGAGGGUUACUCGAGAAGGCAAAGCAGCUUCAAUUGAAUGUCAUUGGUGUGAGUUUUCAUGUUGGCAGUUCUUGCUUGCAUAUUGAAACAUAUGAAAAAGCAAUUAAAGCAGCAAGAAAGACGUUUGAUGAAGCGUCCAGUUUAGGAUUUCAGUUUACUCUUCUUGACAUUGGAGGAGGAUUUCCUGGUGCAAAAGGAACGGAAAGUACCUUUGUCGAGCUUGCAGAAACGUUACAGCUGUCUUUCAAAGAGCAUUUUCCUUCAACUUCUGGAGUCCGAAUCAUUGCUGAGCCAGGAAGAUAUUUUGUUGAUAGUGCUUUUUCUUGUGCUAGUGAAAUAAUUGCUGUAAAGAUUUCUGGAGAGGGAACUUGCAUAGAAGACGAUUCUGAUAAGACACAGCUGGAGUACUAUUUAACUAACAGCAUUUUUACAUCCUUUGGCUUUCCUGAGCGAGAGGUUGUCCCAAUGAUCAUCAAGGAGUGCGUAGGCCAAGAAAGGUAUCCUUCUUUCUUGUGGGGUGUGACGUGUUGUCCAAUAGACCACAUCGCAGAGGAUGUUCUCCUUCCUAAGAUGGAAGUUGGUGAUUUGCUGUUUUUUGAAAGCAUGGGAGCUUAUUCUCUUGCUUUGAGUUGUCGAUUCAAUGGAUAUGGCAAUGUCAAGAUUUGUUACGUGGUACCAGAAUCAAAAAGAGAUAGGUUGCUAGACUUUUCUGCUACAAACGGAUAUCAUUAACGCAAAUUGCUAGAUACUAUCUUUUAAACCUAAAAAAUAUUUCUAGAUAAGAUAUGAUAUCUUUUAUUUAUGGAAAUGACGUUAAAAAUAUCUAUCUUUAAUAAUUUGAUAGUAUAGAUGUUAUGUUGUUGUAUAACUUCGCUUUACUUUUUGUAUUUGAUGUUGUUAUUAUUACAAGAAAUGAAUUCUUUUGAAAAUAUCCUAGACAACAGUUUAUGCUUACAGCUUGCUAUUCCAAAUAUGCUUUUAGCUAUUAGUUUAGCAUGUUAGUUCGGAACAGCUGAGGCUACUAGAAUGGGA
This is a messenger RNA of Rhopilema esculentum, 1804 nucleotides long. Its product is annotated as ornithine decarboxylase. Gene Ontology annotation, cellular component: cytoplasm. NCBI's taxonomy places the organism in Eukaryota, Metazoa, Cnidaria, Scyphozoa, Rhizostomeae, Rhizostomatidae. The record is from RefSeq and is a predicted model, not a curated record. Gene Ontology annotation, molecular function: ornithine decarboxylase activity.